GCUCCGCAACGGAUGCCCCCGGAUUAAGGGUCCUCAUGCAUCCGGCAAUUGACCGUAGACCGCAGAGAUGGCGGCGGGGCAGGGCGGGUGGCUGCGGCCUGUGCUGGGGCUGCGCUUACUGCUGGUGACUACGCUUCAAGCGGUGUCUGCAUUCGGGGCCGAGCUUUCAUCUGAGGCAUGCAGAGAGCUCGGCUUCUCCAGCAACUUGCUCUGCAGCUCUUGUGAUCUCCUUGGACAGUUUAACCUGCUUCAGCUGGAGCCUGUUUGCAGAGGAUGCUGCCAGGAAGAAGCACAAUUUGAAACCAAAAAGCUAUAUGCAGGAGCUAUUCUUGAAGUCUGUGGAUGAAAAUUAGGGAGGUUCCCUCAAGUCCAAGCUUUCGUCAGAAGUGAUAAACCCAAACUGUUCAGAGGACUACAAAUCAAGUAUGUUCGAGGUUCAGACCCUGUACUAAAGCUUUUGGACGACAAUGGGAACAUUGCUGAAGAAUUAAGCAUCCUCAAGUGGAACACAGACAGUGUGGAAGAAUUUCUGAGUGAGAAGUUGGAACGCAUAUAAAUCUUGCUUAGUUUGUCCUAUCCUUUUAUUAUCAAGUGAAGUAUUAUAGCACCUAGAAAAUCAUUCAGCUUUGCAUGCGUACCAUGCUCAGACUUCCUGGAGUCAUUAGCCAUCUAGUUAGAAGUUAAGACAUCAUCACAGCCCACAAUACCUAAGGAGUUGGCAAGUUAACAAAACCCAUGAUUUCUGUCCUUCUGCACUUGUUGAUACCAAUGAAAUGCUUUGUAAGAGGCUUAUGAUUAAUUAUGCAAGUGGUAGUUUGUGACAAUUGGUCCAGUUUUAUGAACAACAGAAUUUUAAAUUAGGAAGGUUAAGAAGGGAGAUGAUCCCUCUGCCUCUGUGGCUGUGUGCUCUUUUCAAAGCAGUGACAGAAUACUACAAAGUGGAUAACAUAUACCAACUUCAACAGCUUGCCUGCUCUUCAGAACCCCUCAUGUUUUUUGUAUUUCCUAACUUUAUUUUUAGUAGAAAUAUUUGUAGUUUGUCAAUGUACUGCAUAAAAAUUUUGUAACUGUAUUAUUAUGGAACAGAUUCAAAAUCUGUUAAGAGUGUAGUAUUCACAAGGUUUGCAUUAAUGAGGACUACACAGAAAACCUUUGUUAAGGAUUUGUGUAAAUCUGAUGUUUGGCAAGCUUUUGUGUUUUUUAACAUUCUUACAGAAAAGUUCCAAUCAAUAAUGUUCAUUUAUAGGACCAAAAUAUAAAUAAAACUUUGGAAAAUUUGUCUGAAUUUGAAA
Messenger RNA from Nannospalax galili (Upper Galilee mountains blind mole rat), 1292 nucleotides. It is a transcript of the gene Selenof, whose product is annotated as selenoprotein F. The record is from RefSeq and is a predicted model, not a curated record. Gene Ontology annotation, molecular function: oxidoreductase activity. Gene Ontology annotation, cellular component: endoplasmic reticulum lumen. NCBI's taxonomy places the organism in Eukaryota, Metazoa, Chordata, Mammalia, Rodentia, Spalacidae. The transcript has 5 exons.